This is a messenger RNA of Pediculus humanus corporis (human body louse), 1365 nucleotides long. Its product is annotated as Tropomyosin beta chain, putative. NCBI's taxonomy places the organism in Eukaryota, Metazoa, Arthropoda, Insecta, Psocodea, Pediculidae. The record is from RefSeq and is a predicted model, not a curated record. The transcript is spliced from 2 exons. Bases 1 to 1365 code for a protein of 454 amino acids.
AUGGAAAAUAGAGAAAUAACGGAAGAUCGUUUUAUCGAAUGCAUGGCGAUAGAUUUUCCUAAUUUUAAAAUAACCAAAAGCAAUUUAGCACAUCCCACAUCUCAAUUCGUCAUAUCGUUUUAUUCGUUAAUGUUGAGAAAUAUUUUAGAAUUGAAUGAUCCGGAUGAAAUAUGGAACAUAACCGAAGAUCAAAGAGCUUAUAUAAAUUCUUAUCAUGCCGAAGCUGUAUCAUUCGGACAACAUGUAUGGGCUCACAAUUUACAUUCAGCAAUCAAAUACAUAUUUAAUCAUUUAGGUGAAAAUGGAUCAGAAUUCGUUUACAGUGACAUAUUAUUUCCUGAAAACACACCCCGGAGAUCUUUUGUUUUUAUGGCAUUGAUGUUAAACUUUUAUUGGUACACAAACGAUUUUGCUGAUGAGUUAAAUAAUGAUAUUAAUUCGUGUAUAAAAAAAUCAGAAUUGAAAACAAGUUUGGUACUUCAGAAAGAAAAAUUAAUGACACAAUUAAAAGAGCUUGAAUUUCAAAAGUGUCAUUAUGCAGAAUCUUAUGCUGACAAGAAAAAACUAGUGAGGACAAAAGUCGAAGCGAAUGAAGCCCUGGAAGUAACGAUGAAAGAUUUACAAACAUCAUUGACAAGCGUAGAAAAUGAAAAAAAAUAUUUUGAAAGUUUAAUAGUGUCUGAUGAGAGACAAGUGCAAGACAUUUAUGAAAAAUAUUCGACUAAAAAAGAUGAAUGCGUUAAAAGAAUGAAAAAUUUAGAAGAACAAGUUAAAAUGGCAUCUCACAAAUUAACACAAAGUAAUAAAAUAUUAGAAUUGCAACAAAAAUUAAACUCUAUAUUGAGAGAAGAAAAAUGUUCAGAUCCCCACAAUAAUAAAAUCAAAGGUUUUCAAAGCCUGAACGAUUCCAUUACUCAAUUGAUGGAAAAGAAAAAAAAAUUAGCAGAUGAAGAAUUAGAAUAUGAUCAAAAAUUAGCAGAAGCUCAAGAAAUGUUAUCUAAAUUAAAAGAAGAAAAUUUACAAUUGAAAACACAUCGUGAUAACAUAACAGCAAAGGAAGAAGAGAAAAUUGUAGCGAUAACAAAAUCAAUAGAUGAAUUCAAAACGAAUCAUUCGGAAAUGAUUGUUAAAAUAAAAAAAGAUUCUGGGGAAAAAGAUGAAAUAAUUGCUGCCAACCUUGAUUUAUCAUCGAAAUGUAACAAAAUUAAAAACGACAUCAAUACCAUGGAUUCGAAAAAUAAAACAACUUAUAAAAAUUACAGGAAAGAAAUGAAAGCCAUAUUUAAUUAUUUGGAAACCGUGAUAGGAGAUCCCAACAAAAUGGAUCAUUCAUCCUCUCAUUCAUUCAUAAUAUCGAAAAAUUAA